CCAGGAAGAACAACUUCUUAUCAGCACAUCCACUCAAGUGUACCUGGGAGCCACAGCCCACGGUCACCUCGCAACAAUGUACAAGAUGAACAGGAGAAGGCGAGAUGCAUGAACCCAGGCCCAGCUCCAUGCCUAUAUAACGUGUCGACCACCGAGCGAUGCCCAACGCCAUCUUGUGUGACGCCAUCACUGAGAGCGCGCGCAGCAGCCACUACACACAGUAUGGCUCCGCCGAUCUCCGCCGACGUCGUGGUGGAGGCCGCACCGGCGCCUGCUUCCAUGGCCGUGCUAAACCAAAUGGUUUGCGCGAGCGCGCCGGCGCCGAUCAUCACCGUCGUCUCCAAGCAGCUGGUUCUGCCGGAGGGCGCGGCGCCGGUUGGAGACCUCAACCUGUCCGUCUCCGACAUGCCCAUGCUGUCGUGCCACUACAUUCAGAAGGGUCUCUUCUUCCCGCCCGCGGGCAUGCCGAAUGCCCGCCUCGUGUCGUCGCUCGCGCUGUCACUGUCCCGCGCGCUCGGCGUCUUCCCGGCGCUCGCGGGACGGCUCGUCACGCUCCCCGACGACCGCAUCGUCAUCCGGUGCGACGACGGCGCUGCCGUUGAGUUCUACCAUGCGGUGGCGCCCGCUCUGUCGCUCGCCGACUUCCUCGUGCGCGACGCCGACGUGCCCACCAGGCUGACGAAAGAUCUGUUCCCGAUGGACCGCACCGUCAGCUACGAAGGCCACCGCCGCCCGCUCACGUCGUUUCAGGUCACCGUGCUCGGCGACGGCGCUGUCUUUGUCGGCCUCGUCGCCAACCACGCCGUCGUGGACGGCACCUCAUUCUGGCACUUUUUCAACACGUGGGCUGGGCUGUGCCGCGGCGAGCCAGUCCAGCCGCCGGACUUCAGCCGCAACUUCUUUGGCGGCUCCACGGCCGUCCUCCGCUUCUCCGGACGCGACGGCCCCGCAGUGACGUUCGACGCAUCGGCGCCCCUCCGCGAGCGAGUCAUCCACUUCAGCGCCGCGUCGAUUCGCGGCCUGAAGGCGGCGGCCAACCGCUGCAGAAAAACCAACGAAGAUGACGAGGUUAACGGCAAGCUCGUGCAUGAUCUGAAGGUCCAGGGAGGUUGCGGAGAGAUCUCCUCCUUCCAGUCGAUGUGCGCGCACAUGUGGAGGGCCGUGACGCGGGCGCGGCUGCAGCUGGCCGCCGACGCUACGACAACGUUCCGCAUGGCGGUGAACUGCCGGCACCGCCUGCGCCCGAAGAUCUCCCCGGUCUACUUCGGCAACGCCAUCCAGAGCGUGGCAACGACGGCAACGGUGGCCGAGCUGGCUUCCCACGACCUCGGGUGGGCGGCGGCCAGGCUGCACGCCACCGUGGUGGCGCACGAGGACGGCGCCAUCCGGAAGGCCGCGGCGGACUGGGAGGCGGCGCCCCGGUGCUUCCCGCUGGGGAACCCCGACGGCGCGGCGCUCACCAUGGGCAGCUCCCCGCGGUUCCCGAUGUACGACGGCAACGACUUCGGCUGGGGCAGGGCGCUCGCCGUGCGGAGCGGGCGGGCGAACAAGUUCGACGGCAAGAUGUCGGCGUUCCCGGGCCAGGCCGGGGACGGCAGCGUGGACGUGGAGGUGUGCCUCGCCCCGGACACCAUGGGCCGCCUCCUAUGCGACGACGAGUUCCUGCAGUUCGUGUCCCAUGCACCUUCACCGUGAUGCAGUGCACCGCAUCUGGCCGCCCUGUGCGUUGUACCACUACAGUACCAGCGCAUAAGAUGUGACAUGGCCACCUGUGAUCGAUGUGGUCACCUGGACAUGUCACAUGCAUGUAUGUAACACAUGUUUGUGCAGCAGAUACGUAAUGGAUUUGUAUCGUUGCGAGAUAUCAAUCAAGAAAUAUCAUGGACUGGUUGGCUACUCUA
Molecule: messenger RNA, 1901 nt
Organism: Aegilops tauschii subsp. strangulata
Lineage: Eukaryota; Viridiplantae; Streptophyta; Magnoliopsida; Poales; Poaceae
Source: RefSeq, a predicted model, not a curated record